AUGGCUAUGAACAAUGCGUUUAUCUUUAUGGUCCUUGCAUGCCUUUUGGCAAAUGCAACUGGAACAAGGGACCUUCCCAUCAAGCCAGGAUACAAAUCUGUGUCAAGCUUCCAGGUAAGUGGAGACCAAGCCAAGUGCUUGAACCUACUGAGUGGCAUGAACUCUUGUACGAGUGACAUUGUUGAUUUCUUCUCUGAUAGGCUGACCAAUCUUGGCCCUAGUUGUUGUAGUUCCAUUUCCACCAUCACCAAAAAUUGUUUGCCUAGCACACUCGCUUCAUUUGGUUUCACAUCAGAGCUGCACAACAAACUGCAAGAACACUGUCAUGCAAUGUCUAGUCUUGCUACAGCUCCUAUUGCUGGCUCAGAAGCUCCACUUGCUAAUUAUUAG
This is a messenger RNA of Quercus robur (English oak), 390 nucleotides long. RefSeq names its product egg cell-secreted protein 1.2-like. Bases 1 to 390 code for a protein of 129 amino acids. Lineage: Eukaryota; Viridiplantae; Streptophyta; Magnoliopsida; Fagales; Fagaceae. The transcript has a single exon. Gene Ontology annotation, biological process: double fertilization forming a zygote and endosperm. The record is from RefSeq and is a predicted model, not a curated record.